Molecule: messenger RNA, 279 nt
Organism: Postia placenta MAD-698-R-SB12
Lineage: Eukaryota; Fungi; Basidiomycota; Agaricomycetes; Polyporales; Adustoporiaceae
Exons: 2
Coding region: 1-279 (92 amino acids)
Source: RefSeq, a predicted model, not a curated record
AUGAAUGCCGCUGCCGUGUUCCCCGCUGCCCUGCCCGUCGGUCUCUCCUCGCCCGCCGUCGUCCCGCCACCAGCAGACGCCGUCUUGCGCGCGCCGGUCUCUCGUGCACGGAUCCGUCUCUUCAGCCCGGUCAGCACACUUCGCAUCAAGUCGCUGGUGUAUCGCGCAGAUGCACGCGCAGUUCCUGGCCUGCGCGGCGUGACCGAGUCCGGCGUCGCGCGUCGAGCGCUGCACAUUGCUGCUGCGCGCGCUCGCUCCCGCGCCGGCAAAUGCGGUUAG